CCCAAAACCAGCCCCUUGGUUUCGGCUUGAUUUGCACAUGAAAAUAUCUCGCUAACACUUCCCAAAAAGGAAACAAAAAAUAAACAAAUAAAAACCACAAAACCAUGGGUAGUUUUCAGACAGUCCCUUUGACGGCUCAAAACCAGCUGCUCUGUUAACUCUGUUUUGUAUAUUUACCCGUCAUCUCUUUCUCAUCCCUUUUGACUCUAAUCCAGAAACCGCUUCACAAAUACUCUUCAUCACCCAACGCUAAGCAAAUUGCAAAAGUCGAACCCGACGAAGAUACUAUAAUUAUAAAACUACUCCCUUUCUACGGAAGCGUCGAUUGAUCUAUUGGGUUUUUUGUUUCGUUUUUGGUCUUUUUGUAAAUGUAAAAUCUCGCUCUAAUUAAUUCACUUGUUGCCGAUUUUAGGAUUCGAACUAGAUGGAAUCUAAUGUAAUGUUUACUGGGUUUAGUCCCACAAUGCUAAGCCUCGAGACUCCCCAGAAUCCUCCAAACCCCGUGCAGUUUCAGCAUCCUCAUCCUCAUCCUUACACAGCCGCAAGCGAUCAGCAAACUCAUCAACAACCGAUGAAACCGUUAUACCCUUACGCAGCCAAGGCCAAACAGCUCUCACCAAUAAGCGUCGGCGGAGGAGGAGGAGGAGGAGAAGAAGACGACCGCGGGUCAGGCUCCGGAUCCGGGUGCCACCCGGAAGACAGCGCGGGAACCACCGACGGAAAACGAAAAAUCUCUCCGUGGCACCGCAUGAAAUGGACGGACACGAUGGUCCGGCUCCUGAUCAUGGCGGUAUUCUACAUCGGCGACGAGGCCGGUGGUGCGUUGGGAGGGGAUCAAACCGACGCGAAGAAGAAGAUCAUCACUGGGGGGAUGAUGCUGCAGAAGAAAGGGAAGUGGAAGUCCGUGUCGAGAGCCAUGGUGGAGAAAGGCUUCUCCGUGUCUCCGCAGCAGUGCGAGGACAAGUUCAACGACUUGAAUAAAAGGUAUAAAAGAGUCAACGAUAUUCUCGGGAGAGGGACCGCGUGCCACGUGGUGGAGAAUCAGGGGUUGUUAGAGGGGAUGGAUCAUCUCACGCCUAAGUUGAGAGAGGAGGUUAAGAAGCUGCUUAACUCUAAGCAUUUGUUUUUUAAGGAGAUGUGCGCUUAUCAUAAUAGCUGCGGGCAUUUAGACCAACCGGGGUUAAUGAAUCUGGUUCCGGUUCAGUCUAAACCGGAUUUUCAAAUGGCGAGGAUAGUGGAGAGAGAGGAGGAGGAGGAGUCUGAUAUGGCGGAGGAUUCGGAGACGGAGAUUGAGGAUACUGAUGAGGAGGAGGAGGAGGAGACGAGUAAGAAGCGGAGGGUGUCCGCGGCUGUGAAGAGGAUGAGAGAGGAGACGGCGCGUGUUUUGGAUGAUCCCGGGAAGAGCGCGUGGGAGAAGAAGGAGUGGAUGAGGAGGAAGGCGUUGGAGAUUGAGGAGAGGAAGGUCGGGUACGAGUGGGAGGCGGUGGAGAUGGAGAAGCAGAGGGUGAAGUGGGUAAGGUAUAGGAGCAAGAAGGAGAGGGAGAUGGAGAAGGCGAAGCUGGAGAAUCAGCGGAGGAGUCUUGAGACGGAGAGGAUGGUUCUGGUUCUGAGGCGGAGGGAGAUUGAGCUUACGGAGUUGCAGUUGGCGGGUAAACGGGUUGACCCGAGUUCGGCAACCGGGUGAGAUGAUUAGUGUUAGGAUUUUUUUGUGUGUGUUGGGGUUUGAUUUAUAUAAAAGUUUAUUAGUUUCAUAUCUGGAUGGUGCUUAGGAUUCUCACAUUUUCGACAUAAUCAACUCAUUAUAUAUGUUUUAAGUAAGCCAAAACGUAUUUAAAUGACUA
This is a messenger RNA of Brassica rapa (field mustard), 1841 nucleotides long. RefSeq lists its product as uncharacterized. The record is from RefSeq and is a predicted model, not a curated record. NCBI's taxonomy places the organism in Eukaryota, Viridiplantae, Streptophyta, Magnoliopsida, Brassicales, Brassicaceae.